UAAUGGCGGAGCUGGUGCAGGGGCAGAGCGCUCCGGUGGGGAUGAAGACCGAGGGCUUCGUGGACGCCCUGCACCGGGUCCGGCAGAUCGCUGCUAAAAUUGACUCGCUUCCUCACCUGAACAACUCCGCGCCUCUGGUGGACCCCUCGGUGUACGGGUACGGAGUGCAGAAACGGCCCUUGGAUGACGGAGUAGGUAACCAGUUAGGGGCCUUGGUACAUCAAAGGGCAGUAAUAACGGAAGAAUUCAAAGUGCCUGAUAAAAUGGUUGGCUUUAUUAUUGGCAGGGGAGGUGAGCAGAUUUCACGGAUUCAAGCCGAAUCUGGUUGCAAAAUUCAGAUUGCUUCAGAGAGUUCUGGGAUUCCAGAGAGGCCCUGUGUACUUACCGGAACCCCAGAAAGUAUUGAACUAGCCAAGCGGCUCCUGGGGCAGAUCGUGGACCGCUGUCGGAACGGACCCGGCUUUCACAGCGACGCGGACGGCAGCAGCACGGUGCAGGAGGUCCUCAUCCCUGCGUCUAAAGUGGGGCUGGUCAUCGGCAAAGGCGGGGAGACCAUCAAGCAGCUGCAGGAGCGGACGGGGGUGAAGAUGGUCAUGAUCCAGGACGGCCCGUUGCCCACGGGAGCAGACAAGCCUCUUCGCAUGACGGGAGACCCGUUCAAAGUACAGCAAGCACGAGAAAUGGUGUUAGAGAUCAUCCGAGAGAAAGACCAAGCCGACUUUCGAGGGGUGCGCGGUGACUUCGCCUCCCGCCCGGGAGGAGGCAGUAUGGAGGUGUCUGUGCCUAGGUUUGCUGUUGGGAUUGUAAUAGGAAGAAAUGGGGAAAUGAUCAGAAAGAUCCAGAAUGACGCUGGUGUGAGGAUUCAGUUCAAACCAGACGAUGGUAUUAGUCCAGAGAGAGCGGCCCAGGUCAUGGGGCCCCCCGACCGAUGCCAACACGCGGCCCACGUCAUCAACGAGCUUAUCCUUACAGCCCAGGAGAGAGACGGCUUUGGAGGCCUUGCCGUGGCCAGAGGACGAGGCCGUGGCCGUGGCGACUGGAGCCUGGGAACCCCUGGUGGCAUCCAGGAGAUAACCUACACAGUGCCCGCAGACAAGUGUGGCCUCGUCAUCGGCAAAGGAGGCGAGAACAUCAAAAGCAUAAACCAGCAGUCGGGGGCCCACGUGGAGCUGCAGCGGAACCCCCCUCCCAACACGGACCCCGGCCUGCGGAUAUUCACCAUCAGGGGGAUUCCUCAGCAGAUCGAGGUGGCCAGACAUCUCAUAGACGAGAAAGUUGGGGGCCCCGGCCUCGGAGCACCUGGAGCCUUCGGACAGAGCCCCUUCAGCCAGCCUCCUGCGGCCCCUCACCAAAACACCUUCCCUCCGAGGAGCUCAGGGUGCUUCCCGAACAUCGCUGCUAAAGUCAACGGAAACCCCCACAGCGCCCCCGUGAGUGGCCCUCCGGCCUUCCUGACCCAGGGCUGGGGCAGCACCUACCAGGCGUGGCAGCAGCCGGCGCAGCAAGUCCCAGGCCAGCAGAACCAGCCACAGAGCAGCCAGCCGGACUACAGCAAGGCCUGGGAAGACUACUACAAGAAGCAGAGUCACGCCGCCGGUGCCGCUCCUCAGGCCGGCUCCCCGCCGGACUACACGCUGGCCUGGGCGGAGUACUACCGACAGCAGGCCGCCUUCUACGGGCAGACGCUGGGGCAGGCGCAGGCCCACAGCCAGGAGCACUAGGACAGCGCCUGCGGACCCCCGAAGUCAUCGUGAACAGGAACCUGUUUGUAACGGAGGUUUUUAGAUUUGCAAACAUUUUGAUGAAGAACCUUUGUUUUGUUCUGUGAAACACUAUUAACAGAAUUUUUCUAAAAAUCGGGAAAUUAGUCACUAAACUUGCUGAUAAUUUUUGUUAUUUCAAACGUGGAAGCUCUGGCAUUUUUUUGGAGCAGUAUCUGCAAAUUCAGGCAGAGAAUGUGCCUCAUAACAGAGACAUUUCAACUGAUAAUGUUUGUAUUUUUGUUUUGUUUUGGGUUUUUUUGCGUGUCUUUUUAUUUACAGUUUCUGUUGCAACAGAAAGUGGCUUGGAAGUCUUAGGUGGUAUGUAACAAAUUAUUUUUAAAAAUUUUUAAACAAUAUUUAAAUGUUCUUAAAUGUGUAAAUUCAUUAAAUGUUUUACUUCUAAUUUCUUGUACUUUUGGCUGUCUGAUUUUAUUGCAUUUUUUAAAAAAACUGAGCUAUUAUGUAUUGUAAUUAAUUAUGUGAAUUCUGAAUUAAGACAGAAUUGUAUUGCUGUCCAUCAGGGCCUGGGAGGGGCGUUUUAUGGGGUUUGUAUAAUUUCUAGAGUUACGAGGGUAAUAUAAAAAUGUGUUCACGUGUCUAGCAUGUGUUUUCAUGUCUCCAUUGCCUUUGAAAUUGUGUAUCUAAGACCUCCAAGCUUGUUUUAAAAACAAAACAAAAAACCUUUUUCUCUAUUCUCAGAAAUAUACUGUUAUUUUUUAAUAUUAAAAAGAAAUUCAAUAUAACUUUUAACACUGUGGAACAUUAAACUGCAUAAAAGUGUAGUAACUAUUUUUUAAUUCCAAAGCAUUCUUUGCUUUUUUCUUUUAAAUAUUUUUUAAUAUUUGUCAGAUUAACUAGAUGAAUAAAUAAAUCUAGUAUUAACCACAAUAUGAAUUAAAUAAUUUUGAUUUAAUAAAAGGGAUAAUAUUUCCAGUGUUUACUGUAGCCAUGUACCCUGUACAGAUAACGUGUAUUUUUAAAGGAAAGAAAAACAGACUUGAAGCUAUUUUUUCUUGCAUUUUUAAUUGACCUGGGAGACAUUCCGUUUGAAAUGUACUAAAGUUACAGUUUGUUUUUUCUUGUUUUCCUUAUAAAUGCUUGAAAUGUCUAACUAUUAAAAAAGGUCGUUGGAAAUCUUA
Artibeus jamaicensis (Jamaican fruit-eating bat) is the source of this 2902-nucleotide messenger RNA. It is a transcript of the gene FUBP3, whose product is annotated as far upstream element binding protein 3. Gene Ontology annotation, biological process: regulation of gene expression. The record is from RefSeq and is a predicted model, not a curated record. The coding region runs from base 3 to 1721 and encodes 572 amino acids. Gene Ontology annotation, cellular component: cytoplasm; nucleus. Lineage: Eukaryota; Metazoa; Chordata; Mammalia; Chiroptera; Phyllostomidae. The transcript has 19 exons. Gene Ontology annotation, molecular function: mRNA binding.